AUUUCUACUUCCGUUUUUAAUGUGAAAGCUUGUUGCCAACAAAAUGGGAUUUAAUUGGACAUACUUAAAAAACAUGCUAUUUAAUAGAAUUUAGUUUAUUUUAUUUCCUAAUUUAGUGUUGCUGUGUUAUCUUAAUCACAGAUUGAUGGAGCACGAAUUUAGAAUUGCAGUUGUUUGUUCCAGUAAUCAGAACCGUAGCAUGGAAGCUCACAGUUUCUUGAGCAAAAAAGGUUUUUGUGUCAAAUCUUUUGGCACAGGCAAUAUGGUCAAGCUUCCAGGACCUGCUCCUGACAAACCAAACAUAUAUGAUUUCAGUAUCACAUACGAUGCUAUGUACAGAGAUCUUAUGCAGAAAGAUUAUGAAUUAUACACGCAGAAUGGUAUUCUUCACAUGCUGGAUAGAAACAGGAGGAUAAAACCCAACCCUGAAAGGUUUCAGUCAUCCAAAGAAAAAUUUGAUCUUAUAGUCACUUGUGAAGAAAGAGUUUAUGAUCAAGUCCUAGAGGAUUUCGAAAGUCGUGAAAAAAAUGAUGAGCAGGCUGUGCAUAUAAUAAACAUUGAUAUUCAAGACAACCAUGAGGAGGCUACGAUUGGAGCUUUUAUGAUUUGUGAACUUGUUACCAUGUUGUUUGCUUCUGAAGACCUGGACAAUGAGAUUGAUGAAAUUCUCCAAGAAUUUGAGCACAAAGUGAACAGACCUGUGUUACAUACUGUACAGUUUUAUUAAAUGUCUCCUUUAUAUCUUUUUGUUGUAAAUGGUUGAUCUAUUGUUACCCUGGAUACUAUUGCUUUAUUAAGUGUAAAUACUAUGUUGUAGUACAGCGUUAAGAAGAAAUUUCCUUUAAGUCGAAUUUCAAAUAUAUGCUGUAAACUGUAUUUGCUGUAGCUAUAACUACAGAAAGGUUUUUGUUUUUCUCGCUGGAUGGGUAGGGUGAUAGAUGUUUAGGAGAGUCAACAAGAUUACUGACAUAAUCAUAUUUUUGUGUUAUGCACUCUGGAAUGUCAUUUUGAUGUUCCAGGGUUCAAACCCUGCCCACUGACAUUUCCUGAUGUUCUGCAGGAGGUUUGAGCUAGGGUGUAAUUAUCUUCAUUUCCACUAAGAUGUCUGAAACUUUUUGUCUUAUCUGUUACAGGAGUGUGUUUAACUUGUAACUCUAGUGGUUGUUUUCACAAAGAGGAAAUUUCAGUGUCACAAUACUUAAAGUAAUUCAGAUGUAAUUUGAAAUAGUGUCCCUUGUUCUCUGUGUCAGUUUUACAGAGGAAAUUUUGGUGAAAAGAAUUUAGAAUAUGUACACAUUUGGUGUGAAGAAAUAUAUUUACGAUGUAUGUAAUAAAAUUUUAAAAUAGUCCACUCUUUGCUGUUGUAUUUGACAUGAUUGCCGAAUUAGUGUGCAAGGAGAGCUUUGGCCUGUAUCUGUUUCUGCAUGUGAAUAAAUCAAUUAUUAAAACACUACACUAGCUGUUCAUACAUCAUUGCUGGAUUAUUUUAUAUUAGUGAUUAUAAGCUUAACAUUAUUUCAAAUUCAUUCAUUUGAGUAUAUUCGUGUUUGAAUUGGAUUAUUCUAUUUCAUUUUUCUGAUCCUAUUGAUCUUUAUAACAAAUAUAACCUACAAUAAAAAGUCUUUCUACAAGAAUAAUUUUCAAUUAAAUACCCAGAUGUUGUUUAUGUCUGUUAUACCUGUGAGGAUGCUGUUUAAUUUUAGAAUGCUUAUUUUUAUGUUAGUAUUAGAGAACUAAAAUCAAGAGCAUAGAUCGAAAACAAAAAUGUUUAGGUAAACAAAUUUACUUUCGUAGACUAUACAAAUACAUUGCAAUAUUAUAUCAAUAAAAAAUUUUGAUUCUUAAAAUAAUUUUGAUGUUGAUCACAUAGUCCUA
Biomphalaria glabrata is the source of this 1875-nucleotide messenger RNA. Its product is annotated as RNA polymerase II subunit A C-terminal domain phosphatase SSU72-like. NCBI's taxonomy places the organism in Eukaryota, Metazoa, Mollusca, Gastropoda, Planorbidae. Gene Ontology annotation, cellular component: mRNA cleavage and polyadenylation specificity factor complex; nucleus. The transcript is spliced from 5 exons. The record is from RefSeq and is a predicted model, not a curated record. Gene Ontology annotation, biological process: termination of RNA polymerase II transcription. Gene Ontology annotation, molecular function: RNA polymerase II CTD heptapeptide repeat phosphatase activity. Bases 146 to 727 code for a protein of 193 amino acids.